CAUGCUCUGCUUCCUGUUGAAGAAACACAGUACAUCCUACCACAGCAUAGAUUCAGGCGUGGGAGCAGAUCAUGUCACUGAACCAACUUCCUAGCUGGCUGAAUGUUGUGACCUGUGGGCUCCUGCUUCUCCUCCAUGUCCAUGGUGAAGGCUCAGCUAGCCUCAUCAGGACCACCCACACAGGGCAGGUGAAGGGCAGCCUUAUCCACGUGAAUGGCACCAAAGUGGGUGUCCACACCUUCCUGGGAAUUCCCUUUGCCAAGCCACCUCUAGGACCUCUGCGGUUUGCAUCCCCUGAGCCCCCUGAACCAUGGAGUGGUGUGAGGGAUGGAACCUCCUACCCAGCCAUUUUUCAUAUGUUGGUCACAAACUACUCCCUCUCUGGUUUUGGCUUUUCUAUCUCCUGCCUGAAAGUGAUGGUAUGGAUCCAUGGUGGUGCACUGGUUGUGGGCAUGGCUUCUAUGUAUGAUGGAUCCAGACUGGCAGCCACUGAGGAUGUUGUGGUGGUCACUAUUCAGUACCGCCUUGGUGUCCUAGGCUUCUUCAGCACUGGAGACCAGCAUGCCAGAGGCAACUGGGGCUACCUGGACCAAGUAGCUGCCCUACGCUGGGUCCAGCAGAAUAUUGCCCACUUUGGAGGCAACCCUGACCGGGUCACCAUUUUUGGAGAGUCAGCAGGUGGCAUAAGUGUGUCUUCACAUGUGGUGUCCCCAUUAUCCCAAGGACUCUUCCAUGGUGCCAUCAUGGAGAGUGGGGUGGCCCUGCUACCUGGCUUCAUCGCUAGCUCUUCUGACAUGGUCUACAGAAUAGUGGCCAACUUAUCUAGAUGUGAGGCUGUGGACUCGGAGGAUCUAGUGCACUGCCUGAGAGGCAAGAAUGAAGAGGAAAUUCUGGCUAUUAACAAGGUUUUCAAGGUCAUCCCUGGCAUUGUGGAUGGGGAGUUCCUACCUAGACACCCUCUGGAGCUGUUGGCCUCUGUGGAAUUUCACCCUGUCCCCAGCAUCAUUGGUGUCAACAAUGAUGAAUAUGGUUGGCUCCUUCCCGUGAUCAUUGACUCUGCUCACACAAAAAAGGAAAUAACCAGAGAGACUCUGCAGGAUAUUGUGAAGAGCAAAACAGCACAGAUGAUGUUGCCUUCUGAGUGUUGUGAUUUGCUGAUGGAAGAAUACAUGGGAGACACUGAGGAGCCCCAGACUCUCCAAGUACAGUUUCAUGAGAUGAUGGGGGACUUCAUGUUUGUGAUUCCUUCCCUACAAGUAGCACAUUUUCAAUGUUCUCAUGCCCCUGUCUACUUCUACGAGUUCCAGCAUCGGCCCAACUUCCUCAAGGAUGUCAAGCCACCCCACGUGAAGGCUGACCAUGGUGACGAGAUUUUGUUUGUCUUUGGAUCUGCCCUCAGGGGCCACAAAAUUGACCUCACUGAGGAGGAGUUGCUGCUGAGCAGGAAAAUGAUGAAGUACUGGGCCAACUUUGCACGGCAUGGGAACCCCAACAGUGAGGGCCUGCCCCAUUGGCCAGUGUUUGACAAGGACAAGUAUUACCUACAACUGGACAUCCAGCCUGCUGUGGGUCGUGCCUUGAAGGCCCACAGGCUGAAGUUCUGGACCAAGACCCUGCCCCAGAAGAUCCAGGAGCUAAAGUUUGCUCAGGACAAGCACACAGAGUUGUAGCCCCAUCUAUCAGGAAGUUGUAUAGGUUUGAAUGCAGGUGGGGUCAGCUUGGGUUUCCCAAAUGCCCAUGAAGACCAUAGAUUUAUUCCAAUAUUUGUGUAGCCAUUCUUAAUCUCUACACUCAUCCAUUCAACCAAGAUGUAAGAAGAGCCACUAUAUGACAUUCCUUACUAAACUGGUUGGGUCAUCUUCGUUAGACUUAAUAAAUGGGAGCCCAAAGUGCUCCAUCUUCCUCCACA
This is a messenger RNA of Nannospalax galili (Upper Galilee mountains blind mole rat), 1909 nucleotides long. Its product is annotated as pyrethroid hydrolase Ces2e-like. The record is from RefSeq and is a predicted model, not a curated record. Gene Ontology annotation, molecular function: carboxylic ester hydrolase activity. The coding region runs from base 72 to 1670 and encodes 532 amino acids. The transcript has 12 exons. NCBI's taxonomy places the organism in Eukaryota, Metazoa, Chordata, Mammalia, Rodentia, Spalacidae. Gene Ontology annotation, cellular component: intracellular membrane-bounded organelle.